GAUCACUGAGCUACACUUCACACACACACACACACACACACACAUACACACACACACAUACACACACACUGCGCUCACUCUCAGAGUGGAUACAGAAUUUGCAAAAGCUCUGAGAAUUAUACUGGAUUAUACAUUAAAGAAUCCAAACAUUUCUACUACAACGGUGAACUCUGAAGACUCAAGAUGCCACCGAUUGUCAGACCGGAUGACUGUCAACCAGCAAAAACACUGUGGUUUGACCGCAAAAAAUACAUUACAAUAAACUUCCUGGUUCAGAAAGCAACAAAUGUUCAGGUCGACAUCCAGGACACCAAAAUGAUCCUAAGCUGCAAAGACGACGACGACAACAACAUUUAUAAUGAAAUCGAAUUUUAUGAUCGAGUGCACAAAAAUGAUUCCAGGGAAAAGGUAUAUGACCGGACCAUUAAUGUUCUGAUAAGAAAAAUGAAGGACAAUGUAGCCUGGCCUCGUCUGACGAAAGACACAGCCAAGCCAGCCUGGCUAUCAGUAGACUUCGAUAACUGGAGAGACUGGGAACACGAGGAGGAAGAUGGCCAGGCUGAGUUUGAACAGUACAUGGAUAUGCUGUCUGAUAUGAAACAGAAAGGAGAGCCACCCAGCAUGGAUGACCUUGACCUUGAUAGUGACUGAGUGACUCCUUCUUCCUAAGAUUGUUUUUCAUUCUCCACAAGGCUCUGGAAACCAGCUCACUGAAAGAACAUGUAUUAUGUAAAGAUUAACACUUAUGAGAUGUGCUGUUAUAGAAAACUAAUCAACAAUGUGUAAUGUUACCACCCCAAAGCUAUUUUUCGAUAAUAGCAUGCCACAAAGUGUUUUAUUUCUCUUAUACCGCAGCAAUUCACAACAUUUUUCUAAUUUAUUAAAGAACGUGACAUUCUUUGUUUUUAUCCAUUUAUAGUUAUUUUGCAUGUUAUGGAACAUUGAAAUAAGUAAACAAUAAACAGUCAUUUCCUCUUUUUUUUACUUGCAUCUCAAUAUUUUGUCUCUUGAAGUUAAUAAGACAAAAAGCUGCUUGUCAUGUUACCACUAAAUCGCGAUGCCUAAAGCUUUAUGUCCAGCUUCAGUUUAUAAUUUUACUGUUACAUAGCCCUGACAUUUGAGACUGCUUCAAAAAAUGUGAAAUAAAACUUUCAACCAUUACACACAUUUUUAAUCAGGAAAGUCCACCAUACAACUCCUGGUGUAUGUGGUUACUAUAGAAACCAUAGUAUAUUAGAACAACUGCAUUAAUAUAAACCUGUACACUGUAUAUAAACCAAUCACAUUUGAGAAUUCAACAGUGCUGUGGUAUAAUUGUUAUUAAAUUCUUUGGUUGUUCAUAUCUGG
Molecule: messenger RNA, 1347 nt
Organism: Ictalurus punctatus (channel catfish)
Lineage: Eukaryota; Metazoa; Chordata; Actinopteri; Siluriformes; Ictaluridae
Gene: ptges3l
Product: prostaglandin E synthase 3 like
Exons: 8
Coding region: 184-651 (155 amino acids)
Biological process (GO): protein folding; chaperone-mediated protein complex assembly
Cellular component (GO): cytosol; nucleus
Molecular function (GO): Hsp90 protein binding; protein-folding chaperone binding
Source: RefSeq, a predicted model, not a curated record